Messenger RNA from Vicia villosa (hairy vetch), 2243 nucleotides. RefSeq lists its product as uncharacterized. The record is from RefSeq and is a predicted model, not a curated record. The transcript has 7 exons. Gene Ontology annotation, molecular function: protein binding. The coding region runs from base 200 to 2014 and encodes 604 amino acids. NCBI's taxonomy places the organism in Eukaryota, Viridiplantae, Streptophyta, Magnoliopsida, Fabales, Fabaceae.
AGGCAACCUAACACCAUCUUAAACAAAAGAAAGCCCAUGACGAGGCCCAUGUUGAGAUGUCUGUCUGUGUUUCCUUUCCUUCAACAGACAAGAACGAACCUUCGUCCUGAAUGAACAAUCCCAAGAUCCAUUCCACCACCAAACCAAACUCACCUUCUUCAUUUCAUUCCACAAAUCACAACACUACUCACACAGAACCAUGAACAACGAAACCGAAUUAGUUCAACUUUGCUUAAACGCAGCUUGCAUAACCAGUCAAACCGUUGACAAAUGGCGCUUACAGCGACGCUCUCUCGAUCGCCUACCUUCUCAUCUUGCCGACGCUCUCCUCCGCUGCCUCAUCACUCGCCGUCUCCUCCACCCCUCCCUCCUCGAGGUUUUCAAACACAGUGCGGAAGAGAUUGAUUUGAGAGGCGAUAACUCUGUUGAUGCAGAAUGGAUGGCUUAUUUGGGAGCGUUUCGCCAUUUGCGCUAUUUGAAUAUUGCUGAAUGUCACCGAAUUAAUUCUUCAGCUCUUUGGCCUACUGCAGGAAUGAAUAGUCUUAAAGAGUUGGAUCUAUCUAGAUGCUCCAAAGUUAAUGAUGCUGGAAUUAAUCAUAUACUUUCUAUUCCUAAUUUGGAAAAGUUGCACAUUUCGAAAACUGGUGUUACUGCCAAAGGAAUCAAGCUUCUUGCUUCUCUUAAAAAAUUGUCGCUUCUUGAUUUGGGUGGUUUGCCCGUGGAUGAUGCAGCUUUAGCUUCGCUGCAGGUACUGGAAAAUCUACAACACAUUGAACUCUGGGGUAGUAAAGUAUCAAAUGAAGGCGCUGCCCUUCUUAAUAACUUUCCCAAGUUAACCCAUCUAAAUCUUGAUUGGACCAGUGUCACAAAAUUGCCUAAUUUAUCAGCUCUUGAAUGCCUCAACAUGAGUAAUUGUACUAUUGACUCUAUUCUCAAAGAUGAUAAAUCUCCUUUGACAAAGCUUAUUUUCUCCGGGUCUAAAUUCCUGAAUGAAGCUGAAACCCUAUUGUAUGCAAAUAUAAGUUUCUUGUCCUUUCUGGACUUGGCCCAUACCGGCCUUGACAAAUUCUUCUUCUUAAGUAAACUGAAAGUAAUAGAACAUCUCAAUCUCAGCUCAUGUAUGAUGGAUGAUGAUUCAGUUGAGAUUGUUGCAUGUAUUGGUGGAAAGUUGAAAAGUCUGAAUCUGAGUGGAACUUGUGUUAGCUCGGCUGGAUUAGGGGUUUUAGCUGGACAUGUUCCCAAUCUUGAAAUUCUGUCGCUAUCUCAAACAUCAGUGGAUGAUACUGCCUUCUCAUUUAUCAGCAUGAUGCCUUCAUUGAAGGAUGUUGAUCUGAGCAGUACAAACAUCAAAGUCUUGUCUGGUUUAUCUUCAGGAUUUUUGAACCAGGGAGAGACUGACUCGGACUCUCUCUCUCUUACGACCAUACAAAAUCUUGAACAAUUAGAAAGGCUGAAUUUGGAGCACACUCAAGUCAUCAAUGAAGCUUUAUUCCCUUUAUCAAGCUUCCAAGCGCUGCGAUAUUUAUCUCUUAAAAGUCCUUCACUUGCAGACAUCUCACUUUACCAUCUAUCAUCAGUUCCUAAAUUGACAAAGCUAAGUAUCUGCGAUGCAGUUUUGACCAAUUAUGCUCUUGAAAAGUUUAAGGUUCCUGAAACUCUCAAACUGAUGGACCUCAGAGGUUGUUGGCUCUUAACAAAAGAAGCUAUCUUAUCAUUCUGUAGAAAUCAUCCACAAAUUGAAGUAAGGCAUGAACUUGUUACGGUACUUCCCUUUGAAGAAAUUGGACGUCAUAAUCAUUCAUCUCCAUCUCGAUUAACUUCAAGGACUAUGCAAGCAACUAAGAAGAAAGAACAAACGUCCUUAUCUCCAUCUUUUGUAGAUCAAAGGAUGAAAUAUAGCAGAGAUGAGUUACUUGCAUUUCAGUUUAUGUCUUUGCCUCUUGCAUCCAGUAGUGAGAGGGACAACUCAAUACUUGAGAAGCAAUUGGAUUCAAUGCACAACUCGUCUGCAUGAGGUGAAAUCCGGCAUUUCAUUAGGAGUUGCAGAAUGGGAUUGAUAUUCCAGGCAGUGAUGAAUCGCAGAGCAUCUGAUCGGCCGACUCAAAUUUAUUUAUGCUUUUUAACUUUGGCUGUGCAGUUGAAAUGUAAGUCAUCUUUGAUUGGGUGCUCCACAAUGUGUAACUGCAUAAUUUCUUAAAUAUGGAAAUCCAAAUCUUGCCUGCAGAAAGGCAUUUUUGCUUGUA